GCCACCAAAGCCGCUGUCAUCGCCGCCUUCUUUGCGGGUACCUUCCGGUUGAAGUCUAUCUAUCCGCAGCACAAGCGACCAUGGCCGGAAAAGGAGAAAACAAAGCAACGCGCCAAUGCUGGGAAUGUCUUAAACGACGUCUAGUGUGCGACAAGACGCUGCCGCGCUGCAACAAGUGUCAGAAACGCGGUCGGCAAUGCUCGGGCUACGAUGACGCGAAGCCGCUUCAGUGGGUUCAGCCAGGGAUGGUGACAUCUAAACGAAGAGGAAAGAAAGACGGUAGUCCGCGUAAAAGAUCCAGCAACAACACGGCGGCCAACAGUCAAGUUAACUAUACCUGCGAACCCAUAGACUACGAAGCCGCCUUGACCGAAUGGGUAAAGGACCGGAUCGUCAAUCCCCAGUAUCGGGUCACUGAUCUCCAUGUACUAUCUUUCAAAAUGAUAGCAGUGGCUAGAGAAGCCGCCAGGGUAUUCGAGAUCGGCGGAAGGAUCAAGAUCGAAGAAAUCGUCCAGAAAGGCUUGCAUGAGGAAGCCGCAAGCGUAUUGCGCUCGGGUCGUGAUCCACUGCAACGGCUGCAGCGACUACUCGCGUUUUUGAGCAUGCAAGAUGUACCACUCUAUGAUGAUCUCAUGGACGAAACAUCAGAAGUGGUGCAGGCCGUUCAAUACUACAACUUACGAAUAUACCCACAAUACAAGGCAUCCCAAGAACUGGCACCUAAUCCCGCCCUCGUACUCUUUCCCCCGCAAGUCUUACAUUUGCUUACUCCGUCCAUUCAUCAUGCACUAGUCUGCUUGUCACUCAACCAUUUCAUCCACAGUCUGCCACUAGGCGCAGGCCAUACAGCGGUGAUAGCGCGGACAAAAGUAUACCAACAUCGUGGGGCAGCCUUGCGAGCACUCAGUCGACACAUUGCUCAAGACAAGACGAGAUGUUCGGAUAUGACCAUCACCACCAUUCUUAUGUUCAUGUGCUUAGAGCUCCAGAACCCUACUUUUGCGGACGGUCGUUCACAUGUGAAUGGCAUGAAGCGGAUAGUCGACCUAAGAGGUGGUCCUAAGCAGCUCAUGAAGGAAGCCCCGUAUCUGAUCCCGUCGAUGGUGCUGUACCUACUUAUUGUGUCGCUUUCCAACACCUGCAGUCCAUCAUGGGACCAAGUCGACAUCAGUAACACUGCGGAGGAAAUGACGGAAGACAUAAUCGACGUGUACAGUCUCAUCUUCCCGUACACGCUUUGUCCGCGAGAGCUCUUCACCGAGAUAUUGCGGACGAAUCAGCUACGCGCAAGAGCUUCUACAGCAAUACAACUAUGUGAUUUCAACCCGGAUCAUGCACUCGAAGCUUAUGACGUCCUUGGCCGCAUUGAGGUCUUCUCAGUCGAGGACUGGGCGCGGCCUGGCACCUUCUGCACCGAAUGGCUCACUGUUGGUCUGGUGUACAAAUCCGCCGUCGCGCUCUACGCCACCUUGUCCCUUUGCUCACUCAUGGUCCUCCCGACUACGCCUUCACUGCUCGAGAGCCAAACAGCUUACGGCGACGUCCUGCUCAGCAACCUCAGCACCGCGCUCAAAGCCCCGCGAAUGGCAAAAUUUAUGGUCUGGCCGCUCAUUGUCGCGGGUGUAGAAGCCAUGCAUCGCGGGGAAGGGACGCGAAACUGGAUCGAGGCGAGCUUGGAGGAUAUAAGUAGGACACUGGGGACUAGUUGUCCACUCAAAGCGUGUUCGGUGCUGAAGAGAUACUGGAAGGGCGGGGUUUCGGGGUGGGACGAAUGUUUCGAUCGAUCGUAUGUGUUUGCCAUCUAGAGAGCGAGCUAGUCAAGAAGUCGUGAUAUACCGCUAGUAUGCGUAAUGUACAGGCUUGCUAUACAGAGGGGAGAUGGGGUCCCCUUUCGUAAUACCCAAACGCCAAUCUAUGCUGUCGUGUGCCAUGGAGCAGCACUACCGGUCCAGGCCCUUGUUCUCUGGAUCCUCAUCGCCCUUGGUCUCCUUGACGUCUUUGUACGG
Messenger RNA from Alternaria rosae, 2006 nucleotides. RefSeq lists its product as uncharacterized. The transcript is spliced from 4 exons. Gene Ontology annotation, biological process: positive regulation of transcription by RNA polymerase II. Lineage: Eukaryota; Fungi; Ascomycota; Dothideomycetes; Pleosporales; Pleosporaceae. Gene Ontology annotation, molecular function: transcription cis-regulatory region binding; zinc ion binding; DNA-binding transcription factor activity, RNA polymerase II-specific. The record is from RefSeq and is a predicted model, not a curated record. Gene Ontology annotation, cellular component: nucleus. Bases 81 to 1805 code for a protein of 574 amino acids.